CGCUAGCACUGCACAGCGAGCUGGUGGACAGCAGAGUCUGCCCUCGGCAGCCCGCUGCUCUCCCUAUGGCCGCUGCCGUACCUCUGAGGCAGACUGUCAGACGCACCAGACAGGACGGGAGGAGCUGGACCACGGGCUCGGGCUCCGGCGCUGCGCGCGCAGCCCCGCUGUCAGCGGAUCAAAUCCUCCUUCAGCUGUGCGAGCCGAGCCUUGCAGCGCAGCGCAGCGCGGGGGGCUGGCUCGGUUUUGACAGCGGUGCCCCGUCAGCUGCCUCCGAUUUUAUCCGUUCGGUCUGUUUCCGAGACUCUCGAUUCAGAGGGGGGGGGGAAUAAUAAAAAAAAAGAACCCGUCUACGCCGUUCAUUCUCGGAGGGGCAAAUGCUCGAAGAUCGAAUCCCGUUGGAAAAAUCAGAAAUUACGAUGCUGAAUGCAUUGCUGGACCAGGAAAAAAGCUACAAUACGCGAUGCCUAGUUAGGUCCACCUUUGGCUCUAUUGCAUUGUUCUGGAUCAGGACUGAAAUACUGCUAAGGCCAGUAUCAGCAGCCUGCCUCUAGGACAAUACGAGGAGAUCAUGAGCUCACUGACAAUCAGGACCUGAAGCGGAUUCCUGACAACUCAAGAGUCCAAGGAGGAAGUCAGCAGGAAGCUCCGACAAAUGGAGGACCUGUACAAGGAUGCGCAGCCCAACCUGCCACUGGACAUUGGCAGUCCCCAGAGCACCGUGGGCAGCAGUGGGGCGGCAGGAAGUGGGGGCAGUGGUGGCAAGCUGGAGAAUGGCAUGACCCAGCUCAUCACUGCCGAGGCCUGGAACAUUAAUCCCACCGGCCUCAUGAAGAAGGCCCUUUCGCCUCUGGUGGCUGUCCCUGCACCCCCCAUCGUCACGCCUCCCACGGAGUCCCCAGGGGGCGUGGCUCUCAAAGUGGCCGCCACUGUCCUCCAGCCCAUCUGCCUUGGGGACAGCCCAGUGGUGCUACCCAUCCACCUCCAGGUGGCUGGCAGCGCCACUCCGCAGGUUACCCCAGCGGGGAACACACCCUAUGUCAUGACCAACCAAGGGCCAGUCCCCCUUCCUCUAGUCCUGGAGCAGCAGGUGUUUCAGCAUUUGAACUCUCCGGUGCUGUCGCAAGGUGCCCCUUGCCCCGCCAUAUCUUUGCAAAACAACAUGCUCUGCCAGAACUCCUCCCUGUCCUUUAAUCAGCCUCAGCCGAUCGAUCAAAAGCCUUCUGGUCAACCGCAGGAGCCUGGCAUCCUGCCUCUACUCCAGAACCCAGGAUUUGCCGCCAUCCUUCAGGACCUCUUCCCAACCCAGAACAACCUCAACUCAUCUCCUUGUCACUCUGCAGCAUCCGCCCCUACGGACCCCUUCUCAUCAAACUUUUUCCCACCGCCUCCACCACCUUCUCAGGCGUACAGCUUCCCACUGUCUCCCUUGGUCCCCCCAGCCACUCUGCUGGUCCCCUACCCUGUCAUUGUCCCCCUCCCUGUGCCUCUUCCCAUCCCCAUUCCAGUUCCAAUUCCCAUUCCACAGAAUAGUGAGUCUAAAGGAUUCACAGGCCCACCUAAACAAGCUUGCACUUUGAGCAAAAGUACCCAGACGGCCACAAAGGAGAGCUUAAGCCCCCUUACGCUUCAAAACAGGGACUUUUCCUCCAACCAUUCCCAGCUAGCUUCUCCAUCUCUACAACCUGGCGAUGUAGAAGUAUUGGACCUUUCAAUGAAAUCCAUGCCACUUCAAACCAAACAGGAAAUCCAUUUUCAACAAGACAGCGUUCUUGAUUUGUCAGUGACCAGCAUACGGAAACAAUGUUUCCAAACAGCUCUUCUAGAUCCCAGCAGGGACCUUCCCAGGGAUGGUUUAGAACAUCCAUCUCACCCUCGUGAAGAUACAACAAGCACUGCCUUAUCUUUAGAGGUCUCUCACCCCGUAGAGGGAACGCAAAAACUGGACUCAAAAAUGCUCAACAGCCUGGCUUCUCUGGAAUUCAGCCGACAGCACAAGUGGGUGAUGGACCCCGGCACCACCAGGCCGGGAUGUGAACCGAAGUGUAGCAGUGGCAACAUUGAAAUUGUCAGCACCUCGCAGACAGCCAAGGUCAUUGUGUCGGUCAAAGACGCUGUCCCUGCCAUCUUCUGUGGCAAGAUCAAAGGUCUCUCCGGCGUAUCCACCAAAAACUUCUCCUUCAAACGGGACAGCACCCAGGAAUCCAUGCUGCAGCAGUGCUACGACGCCAAGAACCAGGCUGAGCAGAGAGAUGCAAACGACCCCCUGAAAAAGUCUCUGAAAAACAGAAGCAUCAAAUUAAAGAAAAUGAACUCCCAGGAGAUACAUAUCCUCCCCAUUAAAAAGCAGCGCUUGGCUGCAUUUUUCCCAAGAAAAUAAGGUUCCCAGUACAUGGUAGAGAGGGGAUGGUAGACUUCACUUUAACAACUGGGUCUCGUUCAUAUUUGAACAUAAAACACGUUGGGAGGUUCCCCAAGCAUUGUGAAAUGGCCCUCUACUGUUCCGAACAAAUUAAGGAAAGUCAAGUCAGCUUCUUUGUUUGGUUUGCAAGCACUUUACUGGUCUUUGUAAAUUUUUGAUUAUCAAAUGUUUUAGUAAGAAAUGUCACAAAUAAAAACCUUGACUACUCCUCACUGCAGUCAAAUAUAAUUUCAUGGGUUAAUUUGUAUUGAUGCUUUAUAAAUAUUCAGACCUUUGCUGACAUACCAUGAAUAUGCAUUUGUUCGAUCAAGCACAAUAAACUCUGCACCCUUAUUCGGAUUCUCUCAUUCAGUCCAAUUAAUAUUCAUGAGGCUGACAUUGAGAGAGCUUAACCCUUUCGAGUGAGGGGUGCUGAAGGUACCCAUUAGAUAUUUUGAGUAAAAUUCAUUUGGAUUUUGUCUUUCGUUCAUUUUACGAGAAGCCACCAAUACUGUUAAUUCUUUUAAUUCAAUUGUAUUAUAGGGUGUUUCAAAAUGCUGUCCCAACUAUUUCUGACUUCCUGUUCAAAACAAGAUAAUUGGACAUUGCAUUUGACUGAACAAGUUAACUGAGACUUUACACAAGAAUGUCAUGUGUGUCUGUGGGGGAAAGCCCUAGCUCUUAAACCUGUCACAUCAAAAGGAAAUCAUGUUGCUUGUUCAUGAUUUACUCAACCACAUCAUCUUCUGCGAUGCAGAAAGAAAAUAAAUCUGACAACCAAUGUUUUGACAAAACUAAAAGAAGGCCCGCCUCAUAAUUAUACAAAAUGUUUGAGACGGUUGCCAUAACAUCUGCAAAGUAAAAUUUGGUCUAACUGAAUUGGCCAAUUAACACACAAAAAAAAACUUCAUUCAAAAGCAUGAGUGAGCGGCUAAUUUUUAAGCUAAAAUCAGGACAAAUGUUGUACUUUACCGUCCACUCAUUUGUCAGCAAAGGGAACUUGACAGGUUUCUAAACCAUGGCUCUGAUUAAUUUAGAAGUUCAAGAUAGCAAACAAUCGUAGAUUGCAAAUCCAGGGACCAAAGGCAGGUGUCUGGUAAACGAAAGGUGCUGUGCUUUGGAAGAGAUACUAAGAACUAAGGCCAUUUAUGAUCCCAUUUUUGAAAGAGUUCAAUCUGGCUGCCUUUGGAUUCACCCAGGGUUAGAUUUGUGAAGCAAUUUUUCACUGGAUCAUCCAGUUGGGGCUGCUCUGCAAGUGAUGAAGUGGUUCCCAUCCUACAUGUAAAGCACCUUGGGAUGAAUCAAUUAAAACUGGGUCUAUAAUUCGCAACCAACAGGUGGGUAGAAGCUUUGAUCUACUCUGGGCCCAUGUCCACAGGGCACCAGGUACACUUCUGCCUCAGUAGGAGGUCUGAGCUUCAGGGAGCUGUCACUGAACCACAUCAAAUCUAUGUCUCCCUUCAAAGGCCCACUUCAGUACCAUCAAUUCUGGAGACCUUCCUUUUGAAACUUGAGUCAUGCUGCAGAGCACCUUAGAAACAGUUCUAGUUGCUGCUGAACAUGCAGCCACUUACAUUUCACAGUUAUUUUUCUUGUGUGGAAGCUUUGAAACAUUGCACUGGACAUAAAACUGAAAGUAAUUUAAAAGGGGGCAAUUUAAUUGGAAGUGGAGCUGAAACAAUUUAAAAAGGCAUUUCCAUUUUGAGUAUACCCCAGUUGCUUAAAGUUUAUUAUAUAAUCUACUUUUAGUUGGUGUUUGUGAAAAUGACUCAAGAGUUGUAUGUUUGGUUAUUUUAGAAAUGUAUUUUGUUUGAUAGGCUCUAUUUAACGGCUUUUUUUAGUCAUGCCUGUUGUGUAUCUCUGUGUGUGCGUUCUAGAGUGAGUGUCGCUGGCUAAACCCGAUAAACUACUUUCAGUCUGCCAAGCAAACUUGUCAUUUUCACUUCCUAAUUUUUUUUUUGCGAUUCCUUUUAUCCCCUUGUUUUAAAGAUCGGAGCAAUUCAGGGAGUGCUGUUCCCCUGGGACAAAUUUGGGAGAGGAUGAAAGAAGCCAAUACAAAACUGUGUACUUGCGCAUAGACACGAAGUACACACUAACCAAUUCCGGCAGAACAGAAAUGACUUAAAAGUACUCAGCUGUGUAUUAUCUGAAAUUUUAAUAUUAAAUACAUUAGGCUCCUCUUAUUUUGUAGUUGCUAAGUUAUUUUAAUGUACAGUACAAACGCAUGCAGCUUCAGAGUAUUUAAUGCUAUUUAAUUUUCCUCAGAUAACGAGCUAGCAUGGCGUAAAGAUGACUACAAGGAAGUACUGUAUAGUUCGUUGUUCCGUCUAGAAGAACAAACUAUUUCAUAGCCUGUGAGUGCAAUACCAGCUAGAAUGUCUGUAUAAAGUUUUCUAUAUUGUACUAUUUAUGUUUUAGCAGGCUAUGUCCGUGAGAUCCGGGAUGUACAGGAUACCAUAUUUAUAGAAAAACAAUUUUGUGAGGACACACGUAGGCCAAAGGUGUCUCGACAAAGAAGGAAAUAAAAUGGCCAGUGGACCUGACCUCACUGUCUUAUUUGGAGGCUUCUAUCCCUUUUGCUUUGCAAAGUACUGAGCUAAGGCGUGACUUCAUAAGCUCAAUAGUAAAAUCAGUGGAGUAUAAGAAGACAGUCUUGCGGCAACCAUUUUGAAGUAGUGCUCUUCAGUGUGGCCUGCACUGAGCCCUGGUCUUUCCAGCAGUAAUUAAAUGUGUAUUCUGUCCAUGUCCUUGUGUUGUAGCCUGGUGUUGUGCAAGGCAGUGCCACAGCUGCAAGGAGGCAAAGAUGCCCUUGAACUCAGACUGAACUCUUAGAAAACGUGAUGAUCCGCUUUCUUCAAAUACAGUAGUUGUACCUGACCAUUACAACGUCCGCACAAGUCUGGUCCUCAACCCUGCAAAACAGGAUUGGUUCGUUAUGAAAGGGUAGGGGGUAUAUGUGAGAAAACAAUUCAGAUGGCAGAUCCUGUUGUGCCACAGUAUCGAUAUUACAUCACAACUUUUCUCAUGAUCUUCCAGCAAUCCAGUCCAAAAAGAAAGGUAGCCUUCUCCAAGUAGUACUUGAUCAUUUCCAAUAGAAUGAAACGUGUGAAGGCUUCGUUAUCAAUGAGGACUGGAGGAUGUCCCGCUGUAUAAGAUUUGGAGCGAAACCGCCCACUGUCAUGACUGGAGGAAGGGAAACAUUAUCGCAGGUCUUGUCGACAUGACUCCUACCUAUAUAAAGUGUUUUUAUGGGAUUAUAAAAUUCAAUUCUUCUAGAAAGGCAUUACUAAAAAACAUGUGGCACUGCCUUUAAAAUGUGAAACUGCUUAUUACUUGUUUGUGGAUGACUUUUUUUUUUGCAAGACUGGACAUGUAGAAAUCUAUACAACUGCAACAGAGCUGCAAUGUAUUUGAAGACAGGUGAGGGAUGGAACAUGCAGCAGUGGGUGACUUCGUGGUUUAAACCACAAAUCAGUACUGUUAAUGUUAAAGCCAGAGAUACCCUUGCUGAUUUAUGACAUGUCAAAGGCAAAGAUUUUGUAAGCAUUUGUGUACUGAAUGAUUUUAUACUAGCAACCAUCUGAUGGUUCACACACUUUUUUUAAACAAUGCAAUUGGACGAGCUAUGUGAAAGAAAAUAAAAAGGUUCUGCAGUA
Molecule: messenger RNA, 6057 nt
Organism: Lepisosteus oculatus (spotted gar)
Lineage: Eukaryota; Metazoa; Chordata; Actinopteri; Semionotiformes; Lepisosteidae
Gene: rai2
Product: retinoic acid induced 2
Biological process (GO): animal organ development
Cellular component (GO): nucleus
Source: RefSeq, a predicted model, not a curated record